AUGGUGGCGCGGAAGCAUGACCAUCCUGGCCGUGGAGGUACGACCGACGAGGGCGCGACGACGACGCAGAGCCGCGGCCUGCGCGAUACGGAGGCACGACCGAUCUAUGUGUGGAUUGGAUGCAACACAACAAAGUUUGGCCAUUUAUAUGCUGCUGCAACCACUAGGCCGGAUAACAGAGUGAGUGUUACCUCUGUACUGGGAGGAACAUCUGAUAACACCGGAUCAAGUAUGGCUUGCCGUCUAGUGCUGAAGACCGGUCUGAACAUAGUCCUGGCAAACAACAUCCCAAAAGACAGCCCCAUUCUUGAGGCUGCUGCGGAGAGGAAGCUGGUGGAGAAGCUGAAAGGUUUGGGCUACAUUAAAACUGCAGCUGCGGAGGCUAACAAUUCCACGGCAAGGUUUGGGCUACAUUAA
Miscanthus lutarioriparius is the source of this 417-nucleotide messenger RNA. Lineage: Eukaryota; Viridiplantae; Streptophyta; Magnoliopsida; Poales; Poaceae. The record is from the annotation of a GenBank genome assembly.